AUCCCGAUAAGACAAGCAGGCCUCUCUUUAUGCAGCCACGAUUACAAUUGCUCCGGCACAUCGUCAAUCCAUUAAGAUUUGAUCCCAGAUGCAUCUCAUUAUCAUAUCAUAAUUUCCUGAUGUUGCGGUUGUGGUCUGCCUAAAAAGAGAAGACUUGGGUGCAUAAAAUUUAAUAUUCAUAUACCGGUGUGGAGCUUUAUCUGUUCUGCAUAAGGUUUAAUUAUAAGCUUGGCUUUGAUAUUACGGCACUGUGACAGCUGCGGUUCUUUUGCUCACUAGACAACGACAGUUUACCUGAGUGAGACCGGCUUAUGUACUCGACACCUGAGACACUCUAGCUGUGCUUGGUGUCAUAUAUACCUGGAAUAUUCCGCCAAGUUGAACGCUGUGGACAGGAUAUAUUGAUAUAAGGAACAUUUUCAUUAAGUGUGGAUGCUCUGAACACAGUUUCACAGAGUAAUGCGGCCUGAUCAAGAUAAUGAGAAAACACGUAGUCGGUUACGACAUUGGGGUCAACUUCAACAAAGAAGUAUAAAACAUGGACUGGAACACAGCCUCAAUAUACGGGUUGUUACAGUUGCAGGGACUGGGCAACCAGUUCUCUCAGCAACGCCGCCAGAGACGCCAGCAAGACGAGAAGGCACAGUGGGGCUGCACACAGUGUAUUCAAAACUCCACAAAUUGUAAUCCCAUGUGCAUGAUAGCGGUAGGAUUGUUCCACAUCCUCACUGGAGCCCUGAUAGUCGCGGUGCGGUUCUUGGUGCAGGAACUCCAGACUGUCACACCGUUGAGUGUAACGGUCUAUAUCCUGGGACUGAUUUGCUUAGGACUAGGUUUGAUUCUUUUCUUAGGGGGCGUGGGAAUGUCCAUCAAAACCCUCUGUAAACGUAUGCGAACCCGCAGGGCAAGCAGACAGCAGGUGGUUGAUCCCAACCAAUUCCAGCUUGCCAUACUGUCCGAUCUUACCACGGCACAUCUAACACAUUUGUGCAACAGUUCCUUGGCCGAAGCUAGUCAACUGCCCGCUGUGAUACAACACCACCAGAGCGUGGCUCCGGUUCUCACCAAUCCACCGUCCUACGAUGAAAUAACUCGUGAGAGACAAACGCCAAUGAGAGAUGCCUCAGAACAACGUGGAACAGACAGUAACAGUGUUGAAAACGAGCCCCCGCCACCCAGCUAUUUCCAAGCUGUUGAUCUUGAAGACGAGAGCGGCGAGACGCAGGUCCCUCAGCUGCCGCCGCCAUAUGAAGUUCUUGUCGUAGACGAGUGCCACUGUUGACACAUGCAUAUUAUGAUGUGCUUUGAGAUAUAUAUCAAACAAACGAUCUUCGCUUUUUAUGGCCAUGUUAAAAUCAAAAUGCUAUUGACAUUACUGGGCAUAUUGAGCCGGGAUGUGCAAAGAAUAAAUGAUAGUAUUUGAGUACGAUAUGAACCAAGGAAUAGUUCCUGUAUCAAAAACUGAUCUCCACAUAUGAUUCGAGAGGGGCCAUUUUUUGUUAUAAAUGAACAUAUAUUGAGUUUUAAUUUAUUAUUUAUUACUGAAUCGAUAAAAUACAGAUACAGAAAAGAUAUGAAUCAUUUUACUUCUUGCUUGAACAAUACAAAAUCAACACAAUGGCAUACAAUGCGGGUUAAACCUUUAUAUAUCAAAACAUCAACUUUCCUGGAAAUAGCAGCGAUUCAUCAAAAUUACUAUCUAUAAACUUUUUCGAGUUUUAAAUUCCAAAUUUUACUUAGCGUUAAGACCAGUCUCCAUUUCACAGUGACUAAAAAUUAGAAAUUUUAUUUCGCUGGGAUUCGGUUUUGUUCUUUUGUUAUCAAAUACUAAUC
Messenger RNA from Lingula anatina, 1833 nucleotides. RefSeq lists its product as uncharacterized. The record is from RefSeq and is a predicted model, not a curated record. NCBI's taxonomy places the organism in Eukaryota, Metazoa, Brachiopoda, Lingulata, Lingulida, Lingulidae.